Molecule: messenger RNA, 1313 nt
Organism: Lathyrus oleraceus (garden pea)
Lineage: Eukaryota; Viridiplantae; Streptophyta; Magnoliopsida; Fabales; Fabaceae
Product: proline-rich receptor-like protein kinase PERK1
Exons: 10
Coding region: 94-777 (227 amino acids)
Biological process (GO): protein phosphorylation
Molecular function (GO): protein kinase activity; ATP binding
Source: RefSeq, a predicted model, not a curated record
UACUGCAGCACCGGGUUUCAGAGGCUACUUGUUUAUGAGUUUGUUCCCAACAAUACAUUGGAAUUUCAUUUACAUGGAAAUGGACGACCAACGAUGGAUUGGCCAACAAGAUUGCGAAUUGCUUUAGGAUCUGCAAAAGGACUUGCUUAUCUUCAUGAAGAUUGUCAUCCUAAGAUCAUUCAUCGUGAUAUUAAAGCUGCUAACAUCCUUCUCGAUUUUAAGUUUGAAGCAAAGGUUGCUGAUUUUGGUCUUGCAAAGAUUGCUUCCGAUCUCAACACUCAUGUUUCUACUCGAGUGAUGGGGACUUUUGGGUAUCUGGCUCCAGAAUAUGCAGCAAGUGGAAAACUUACAGACAAAUCAGAUGUUUUCUCUUAUGGAGUCAUGCUCCUUGAGCUAUUAACUGGACGUCGAUCGGUUGAUAAAAAUCAGACUUACAUGGAUGAUAGUUUGGUGGAAUGGGCUAGGCCUUUGCUCAUGCGUGCUUUAGAAGAAAAUAAUUUAGAUUCUCUGAUUGAUCCAAGACUUCAGAAUGAAUUUGACCCUAGUGAGAUGACGCAUAUGGUAGCAUGUGCUGCAGCUUGCACACGCCACUCAGCAAAGCGUCGACCAAGGAUGAGCCAGGUUGUGCGUGCCUUAGAAGGAGACGUGUCACUAGCAGAUCUUAAUGAAGGAGUAAGACCUGGACACAGCAGUGUCUACAGUUCUUACGAAAGGUGGAUUCAGAGCUACAAUUCAAAUUUUUUUGUUUUGCAGGCAUAUCAAGAGGAGACUGAAUAGCUCAAGCUUCUUGCUGAAUGGAAGAGAAAGAAAGGUGGAUUCAGAGCUACCAUGUUUGUUUUUGGAAACUUGGUGGCGGCUCAAGUUGCGACAGAAAUCGGUUGGAGCGAGUUUGCGAUUUCAAUGUUUUCACUAGGAAUGGUACAUUAUUUGCAGGCCAGGACUGUUCAAGAAAACUAUAAAAAGAAAGCUGCAAUAAAGAAGAUGGACAUGAAAGCAUCAAAAGAAUUUUUUGCCGAGCUUAAGGUGUUAACGCGUGUUCAUCACUUGAACUUGGUAAGGUUGAUUGGAUAUUGCAUUGAAGGUUGAUUGGAUAUUGCAUUGCCGGAAUGGACUUGUCUCUUACAAUAUUGAAAAAUGCACACACUGCUAGAGAACUAAAAUGCACGCCAAAAUUGGACUAUACUUUUGAAUUAGUAACUCCUGCAACUGCACAGCCUUGGUUUUUCACAAGUCUCACCGAUGUAUUGGACGUUGAUUCACAUGUAAUCUUUUCCAUCGAUCUUUUGUAUUUACUUUAAUCCACUUAAUCUAUU